GGGUCUGCCAUACUAUUGGGCUUAAUCCAAGCCCAUACAUGAAACCCUAGUUCCUAAAACUAUUAAAACACAAAACUUCUUUGUUUCAUAGUUCCAUUUUCACGGCAGCACAAAACUUCGUCUUUCAGAUCCGGAUCCACGCGCCGCCAUCAUGGUGAACGUUCCAAAGACGAAGAAGACAUACUGCAAGAGCAAGGAGUGCAAGAAGCACACACUCCACAAAGUGACUCAAUACAAGAAGGGUAAGGAUAGCAUCGCCGCUCAAGGUAAGCGUCGUUACGAUCGCAAACAGUCCGGUUAUGGUGGUCAGACUAAGCCCGUCUUCCACAAGAAGGCUAAAACCACUAAGAAAAUUGUUCUGAGGCUGCAAUGCCAAGGUUGCAAGCAUGUUUCCCAACAUGCUAUCAAGAGGUGCAAGCACUUUGAGAUUGGUGGUGACAAGAAGGGCAAGGGAACUUCUCUUUUCUAGGUGGAGAAUUAGGAUUUAUUACUGUUUUGAUGUGUUAUUUUCCGUGUUGGGAUGUUUUGUUUCUCUAUGGAUUUCUCAUAGCUAUAUUUUAUUAUUUGGAAUACUUUUUUGUGAUUGACAAGUGAAAACUAUUGCUAAUAUCAAUCAGUACUUGUUUUUGUUACUU
This is a messenger RNA of Cicer arietinum (chickpea), 635 nucleotides long. Its product is annotated as large ribosomal subunit protein eL42. Gene Ontology annotation, molecular function: structural constituent of ribosome. Gene Ontology annotation, cellular component: ribosome. Lineage: Eukaryota; Viridiplantae; Streptophyta; Magnoliopsida; Fabales; Fabaceae. The record is from RefSeq and is a predicted model, not a curated record. Gene Ontology annotation, biological process: translation.